GACGCUCUAAGCAACACUAGUCACGCCCCCGGAGGACACUCGCUGUGGAGUGAGGGAAAGCCUCGCGCUGAGGAGGCAGGCGUCGGAUUAAGCAAAACGUAAAAUAUUCACGGAAACAAACAAAUUACAAAUUUGGUCGGAUGGACAUCCAGGCACCACAGUGGAGAUAUCGGAAUCCUUUGUAUUGGUUAGCCUGCACUGAGGUCGCCGGUUUUUCUCCUGAGUUUUUUUCGUUUUGCUAGGAGUGAGAGAAUCGCCGGGUUCGAGGUUCUUCCAUUCUGGGACUAUCGAGUAGCUAACUAACCGGCUUGCGGAUUUGCUGGUGCGAAUAAUUCCGGGCUAAGGCCUACUGGAGCGGUUAUUAUACUACGCGUCGUUGUUCCCAAUGUUUUGACACAGUUUUCAGUGACGAGAAAAAAAGCCGUGUAGUGUUACUGAGGUAAUUAGCAGGCAAGCUAGCUUGGUCGCGCAUCUUGCACUUCUUCCCCUUGGCUAGUUGCUUCGGUCGGUUGCGAAGAGAAGGUACAGUACAGUUGCGCGGAACCGGGGGAAAAGCCAGAUAAUUAGGAAGCAAGUGAAAAGAGGGGGGGUCUGAAGAAGAGAAGCCGGUGAUAAAUCACAAGCGCCUGCUGAAAGGUGUGUGGGAGAAGUUUGCACACAACUGUUAAAUUGUAGUUUUUUCCCCUCUAGGUAGUGAUACGGGUGCUAAAAUUUAUAAACAUAUAUUUUUUCAAUAAACUUGUACUUGGAAGUUUUCUAUCUCCUUUGAAACCGUUGCCAAUAUUUCAGUCGUCGCCGUUACUGCGGUUAGCCGACUGGCUAUCGUCCCAAGGUUAGGGGUUUUGGCCUAGUUAGCCAACUAAUCCGCCUCGUAAAAACCCUGCAUAUCUUUUUCGCAAAUAUAUAUAUAUAUAUAUAUAUAUAUAUAUAUGUAUAAAUAUAUUUUUACACACAGAGGUAAAGAGACUUAAGGUAGACUUGGAUAUCUCUCUUCCCCAGCUUUUUAAUACUAUGACAAGCUUGAAGUGAUGCUUUAAGGAAAUUGUGGUAAAACGGACUGUUGCUACAUGUAAAAGUAAGAGAAGCUAACUAUAAAAUUCUAAAGUUGUUUCCUGCGUCCCGAUUUCGGAUGCCGGUUCGUCCGAUCGAAGGAAGCGCUCCUCUGUUCCUCUGUACCUACCUGUCAGCUAGAAGACUAAUUUUCCCAGUUUUAGUAGCUAACUAGCCGAUGUUAGCUAGCGAGCUAAUCCAGUGUUGCUGUUGAAUGUGGACUGAUAAAGAAUAGUUUUCAUUUCUUUCAAAUAUUUAAAUACAGACUUUUAUUCAGAUAAAGGGGAAGAAACGAUAUAAAGGGGGUAACCAUGAGUAUCGAGAUACCGGCUGGGUUAACGGAGCUGCUACAAGGCUACACCGUGGAGGUGCUCCGCCAGAGGCCGCCGGAUUUAGUGGAGUUCGCCGUUCAGUAUUUCACUCGUCUCCGAGAAAGCAGGAUCCAGGAUGGCACCGGCCCGGGCGUUGCUGUCAAGCAGGGCGGGAAGGGAGUGAUGUUCGAUGGGGAACCCAUGCAGACAGAAUCAAACGGGGAUGAUGGAGAUGAAGAUGACGACUCGGACUUCGAGCCUCCUCCUCCAAGUCGAUUCAACCGCAGAGUUUCAGUGUGUGCAGAAGCAUUCAACCCCGAUGAUGAUGAUGAGGACAGCGAACCCCGGGUGGUGCACCCCAAGACGGACGAACAGCGCUGCAGACUGCAGGAGUCUUGCAGAGACAUCCUCCUGUUCAAGACUCUCGACCAGGAGCAGCUCUCUGAAGUAUUGGAUGCCAUGUUUGAGCUUCAUGUCCAGCCACAGGAGCAUGUUAUUGAUCAGGGAGAUGAUGGAGACAACUUUUAUGUUAUUGAGAGAGGAGUGUAUGACAUUAUGGUACAAAAAGAUGGGGUCAGCUGCUGUGUUGGAAAGUAUGACAACAAGGGCAGUUUUGGGGAGCUGGCCCUCAUGUACAACACCCCCCGUGCGGCCACCAUCAUAGCCACAUCAGAAGGGGCGUUAUGGGGCCUGGAUCGAGCCACAUUUCGCAGACUGAUUGUGAAGAACAACGCCAAAAAGAGGAGGAUGUAUGAGACCUUCAUAGAGUCUGUUCCACUCUUAAAAUCUCUUGAGGUGGCAGAGAGGAUGAAAAUCGUUGACGUCUUGGGAAUGAAAUCAUUCCGGGAUGGAGAGAAGAUCAUCCAACAGGGGGAAAAGGCUGAUUGUUUCUACGUCGUGGAAUCUGGGGAAGUAAAGAUCAUGAUGAAGAGUAAAACCAAGGCAGACCAGCAGGACAAUGCGGAGGUGGAGAUCACUCGCUGCACUAGUGGCCAGUAUUUUGGAGAGCUGGCUUUGGUAACAAACAAGCCCCGUGCAGCCUCUGUGUACGCCGUGGGAGAGGUCAAGUGCCUGGUAAUAGAUGUGCAGGCAUUCGAGCGGCUGCUGGGCUCCUGUAAAGAAAUCAUGAAGAGGAACAUCACUCACUAUGAGGAGCAGCUGGUGGCUCUGUUUGGCUCCAGCAUGGACCUGAGGGACUGAAGGCUCCAACAUGUGCCUUACACUCCAGCUUUUUCUCUCUUACACACACACACCGAUACACACAUUUGCCAUAGACAAAUUAAUUCUGGGGCGACAGUCUGGGGAAAUCCCCUCUCCAUUUUGUGUAGUACAUACUCCAAUGCAUUGAUCUCAUUUUUAGGCAUUUCUGGUUUCUUUCACAGUCCAACUCAUGUUUGUUUGUUGAUUGAUUCAUAUGACAUCUGACAUGACACUGUUUCCAGUUGGAUCUCUUGAUGCAACCAAAAUGAGUAAAGCUGAGUGGAAGUGAGUGAAUUAAAGUGAUGUAGACAUGGUGUGGUGCAUGUUUGGAUCUACCUUUUCUCAUGGUGUAUAUCUGCUGGAAACCCAGUAAACCUUUAACCCCAAAGGUAACAGGCCGUCUACUCCACAAGUCUGUCCUAUCUUGGGAUAUGGGGAUAAAGGGAAGGUUUGGCCUGGUGUUAUGAGCAUUAAAAUGUGCAAGGUAUUGGCACUCUUGCCCUCUUUGGGUUUUGGUUUGUUGCAGAGUCUAUAUGUAAACCAAGCAAUGCAGGUUUAUCAAAGGACACAUCUGGUACUGCUUCAACUUUCACCAAGGGAUCAUGUCUACACUCACAGAAACUCAGGCAGGGCAAACACAAAACCUCAGCCAAGGACACACAUGCUGGUGAUCAGAAAAAGUGUUUUCCUGAUGCUUGACUUUUUGUAAAACCCCAUCAGCAACAGGUGAAUUGUGAGAUAUUAGGAUGCAAUAUUUAAUAGCAUUGGAGCUCUAUUUUGAAACUCUACUGCCAGUGGUUGUGGCAUUUUGUUUUUCUGAUGGUAGAGAACAGGUGACACAAUUGUCAAGCAAGAACACAGCACCUCAGCCAAGGACAAAAGGACACAAAAAAAGCCACGCACACAUGGUUACACUCUCGCAAAAGCAGUGGACCCUCUAAAGGAGAAUUAGCAUAUUUAUAAAGUAAAAUUAACUUGAUUGCAAGAAAAAAGUUUUAGAAAUCUUUUAUGGAGAUAAAAACAAGCUUUGAUAAAAUAUUUAAAUAAAAAUGUACUUUACUCAGUUGGGGUCCUUCAUUAUUGUUCUCCUGCUGUUCUUCAUGCAGUUUGUGUUGGUGAUUAUUGCAGAGAUCGGGUGUUCCGGGUUGAGUUAAAAGUUGUAUUGUGUUUUUGUUUCGACCAAUUCAGAAAACAGCCACUGCUAUGUUAAGCAAAUAUAUGUUGCAUCUUUUGGCUUUGAUUCCUCUAAGUUGUCUUGGGGAAGGGGUAGGAGUGGGAAAUAAAGCAUACGUUUUGUUAAGA
Messenger RNA from Paramormyrops kingsleyae, 3863 nucleotides. RefSeq names its product protein kinase, cAMP-dependent, regulatory, type II, alpha A (gene prkar2aa). Gene Ontology annotation, cellular component: cytosol; cAMP-dependent protein kinase complex. Lineage: Eukaryota; Metazoa; Chordata; Actinopteri; Osteoglossiformes; Mormyridae. Gene Ontology annotation, biological process: negative regulation of cAMP-dependent protein kinase activity. The record is from RefSeq and is a predicted model, not a curated record. Gene Ontology annotation, molecular function: cAMP-dependent protein kinase inhibitor activity; protein kinase A catalytic subunit binding; cAMP binding.